AUGAAUCCGCAACAAAACACCACCGAACAACAGCAAUUGGAAGAUUUGGUCAAGCUUAUUAAAUUGGCUCGUGAAGAAGGUAUACCUAUGGCUGACAACGAUGGACGUAACGAUCACCAGCUCGCUUGCGAUUUCUUACUUUACCUGCAAUAUGCAUCAUACAAGCUCAAGAAUGGGUGGCAGAAUUAUAAUCUAGCAACUGUUACACAAUUAUACGAAGAAAAGAUGAAGAUGGAAAAUCUUUAUAAAAACAAUAUAAGGUUUACAUGUAACUCUGAGAAUUCUACACAAAUUGAUGCAGAUUACUUUGAUUUUCUUGAUUAUUCUUCUAACGAUGAAUAUAAUCAAGUUCUUGAAACUAAUGUAAAUGAUGGUUGUACAGUGUUAAAGGAGUUAGAUCUAUCUGAUUCAACUCAUAUAUCUACGAACAGUCCAACAACGAGUUCCUCUCUUCCAUUUCAUUCAGACCAGACAUAUUAUCCAACAGAUGCAAACAUUUCACAAGAUUCAUCGAAAUAUGGAUCACAAAUUAUAGCAGCAUUUCUGAAAUCCGAUUGGCCAUCUGAUGAUGAGGAUGAGACACCCUUUUCGACAUCGAUUAAGGAACGUGGCAAAGCAUUAUAUGAAGAAAAAAGGCGACAAGCGGAGGUUGCUUCAAAAAGUGACAUGACGUAUGUUCAAGUGCAGCAAGCACUUUUGGCAAAUGAAAUUAAUGUGAACGAAUCAUCUAAAAAUUCCGGCCGAAGGUUGACGAGGAAUUCUCUCAAAGGAAAAAGGACGACAACGACGAAGGCAACAAACAUAGGGAAAAGAUCGAGAAAACAUAUAGGUACGGGUCGACAAGUUGUGACGUCAUCGGGAUCGAUGACGUCCUCUGGAAUAAACCAAACGUCAACUACGGUUCCCGGAUUACAAGUUAUUUCACCAUGUACGUCUUUGGUCGGGUUCGGUCAACAACAAGCAGAAGACGAAGAACGGCCACAAACCCCCGUAAGGGGAACAAAGAGAAAGUUUCGUGAAGGAGAAAUCGUCGCCGAAAAUCCCGCACUUAUGGACUUUGACGUCAAUAAAAUGUUUGACGAUUUUGACUCGGCCGCACACGCAGCUAAUGUAACGCCGGGAACGAUGUAUAAUCAGCUUUUAGCUGAUAUCUCUCCGUCGAUACGGGACCGUUUUACAGCCAACUCUCCCGGGCCGGAAUUUGAUGAUUUGUGGGCUACAUAUGGUGCUCCUGCUAACAAACGACUUCGAAAGAGUUCGAAAGGUAGAGAAUGGACAAUAGGUUUCGAGUCUGAGAUAUCUGAAGUUCGCGGCGUCGCAGAAGCAGGACAUUCUUCUUACCAGGCAUCAUUAGAUGCUUGGGCAGCAAGUGACGCAGCUUCCGGCGAAGUGUCGCAAACAUCAGUUGAAGUUCCUAGUACUCCGCCACACCAGAUUAGGUCGGCUACUUGCGUGAGAACUCCAGGCUCAGCGUUUUCGCUGAGCGAAUUCCUCAACUUGUCGCCAUCGCCUAUAAUUAAAACUAAUAUUGCAAAAACGAGAUGA
Funneliformis mosseae is the source of this 1545-nucleotide messenger RNA. NCBI's taxonomy places the organism in Eukaryota, Fungi, Glomeromycota, Glomeromycetes, Glomerales, Glomeraceae. The record is from the annotation of a GenBank genome assembly.